AUGCCUGCCAAUCUGCUUGAACUCCCCGCCGAGCUUCGAAUCCGAAUCUUUGAAUUGGUAUUGCUGGCGCCAGCUCCUAUUGCCCUAGAGAAGAGGCACUGUCAUCCAGGAGAACAAAAACCGGAAGUUAGUCUGCUUCGGGUGAACAAGAAGAUGAGCUCCGAAGCCACUCCAUUCUUUUAUGGACAAAAUGAGUUCCAGUUCACAUACUCUCCGACGAGGAAAGAAACAGCCUCGUUUCUGGAUCGAAUGGGCCGCAAUGCAACGCUCAUCAGAAGCAUCUACCUCUACAUGGACUUCCCAAUACUUACCAGACGGCACGGUCUCCGUGCUACGAUCGACCACGAGGCAACGAGUUAUUUGUCAAUCUUACCACGCAAAUGCAUCAAUGUGCGCACUUUGACGCUUUCAAAGAGUUUCUUCGUAGGCAUCAAUUACGCUACGGGGAGCUCUCAUUCGGAUCAACUCCGCGAAGCACUCGACGCGUGCAACACCAAUUUUCGAGCAUUUCCGCUGAUGGAAGACAUCUUCAUUGACUCUUGGACGGAUACUGCCUUUCGUCAUGCUCGGGACGAGAUAGCCAAAAUGGGGUGGAAAGUGAAACAAAACCAAUAG
Molecule: messenger RNA, 615 nt
Organism: Dissoconium aciculare CBS 342.82
Lineage: Eukaryota; Fungi; Ascomycota; Dothideomycetes; Mycosphaerellales; Dissoconiaceae
Exons: 1
Coding region: 1-615 (204 amino acids)
Source: RefSeq, a predicted model, not a curated record